AUGGGUCUCCCACGAUACGACGACCCAGCCGGCCUGGUCGCGGGCACUGUGAUCCUCCAGGCCAUCUCCAUCACCUGUGUCGGGCUCCGGUUCUACACGAAGCGAUGGAAGCGACAGGAGUAUCUCGUGAGUGACUGGUUGAUUCUGUCGGCCCUGAUCUUCGGGAUCGGGUUGAGCGUCAUCCAGAUCUAUGGAAUCGCAAAACAGGCGUUUGGGUAUCCCCUCGGCGCGACAAUCCAGGACCCGUACGCGGUCACCGGGAGGUUGAACUUGGCGAAACAUCUCGAACUGGCCUACCUCCUCGUUGGCAUCGUCGCUCUCGGUCUGAUCAAGUUGUCCAUAUGCUUCUUCUACUGGCACCUCUUUGCCCGCGUCAUGUUUCGCCGCUUUCUCAUGGUCUGGAUUAUCGUCAUCAUCAUCUGGGCGACCGCGUUUGUGCUCUCCGGCCUGCUCGAGUGUGGCUCGUAUCUGUUGGCUCUGUUCGGGACACCCCAAGAGUACCUUGACCACUGUGGCAGCGCCAUACCCGCAGGUUAUGCGAUGGUUGCCAGUGACAUCCUGACGGAUUUUGUCACGUUGAUGAUUCCGAUCCCGGUCAUUUUGACACUGCAGACUAGCACGCGGACCAGGAUUUUGACUCUGUUGACCUUCAUGAUCGGUGCUUUGUCCGUCGGCGCUUCUAUCGCCAAGGGCUACAUCUACAUCACUGCCACACUCGGUCUCUACACUGAAGACGCCAUCUCCAUCCUCACCGGUAUUGGCAUCUGGAACCUUGUCGAAGUCCAAGUCGGUAUCAUCGCUGCCUGCGGUCCUACCCUACGUCCCGUACUCGGUCGCAUCUUCCCAGGCGACUUCGCCUCACUGGCUUCGAUGCUCGGCCUCUCCAAGUUGUCGAGCAAGCUGUCCAGCAAACCCUCAUCGGAUCAGCUCCCCAGCUUUGUGAAGACGCCGGGUAGCGGGAGCGAGGAGAAGUUGGGGAGGACCACCUCAGAGGGGGGGUCGCACCGGUCCCGGGAGUCGUCGGUGAGGGGGGUAGACACGGAACAUGAGUUGACGACGGUGGAUUUGGGCGGGAGGGGCGGGUCAAGGGUUUAA
Molecule: messenger RNA, 1095 nt
Organism: Dichotomopilus funicola
Lineage: Eukaryota; Fungi; Ascomycota; Sordariomycetes; Sordariales; Chaetomiaceae
Exons: 5
Coding region: 1-1095 (364 amino acids)
Source: RefSeq, a predicted model, not a curated record